UAGGUAGUAAAUGCUCUGAUCGUUUAUUGUGUUUUGAAACGUGAAGAAGUGAACGUGAACUGUGGUAAAACUCAAAUCGGAAAUGGCCCGUACGACGCAAACUGCACGCAAAUCGACUGGUGGAAAAGCCCCACGCAAACAACUGGCCAUCGCUAUCGCCCUGGAACAGGUGAGAUCCGUCGGUACCAAAAGAGCACUGAGCUUUUGAUCCGCAAACUGCCUUUUCAGCGUCUGGUGCAUGAAAUCGCUCAGGAUUUUAAGACUGAUUUGCGAUUAUAUGUUUUUACGUAUAUGUAUAUCAUUUUUCGAUAUAAAAAGUUUUGCAUAGAGGGGGUAUUUUUAAAAUUCCCAACGGUGCUUUCGGGCUUGAACAGUAUUGCCCCACGGUUUCGUUUUUUUCCCUGGUUUGUGUCAAUGAUAAUGCAUGUUAGAGGAUUAUCCGAACGCUGCGCAGACGGUCACACUACUAUUUACACGCCCAAAAAAUUAUUCAAUUGAAACGCGAAGAAAAACACAAAUAUUACGAUGAACACGCUGGAGAAAUGCGUGCUGUCCGCCAUUGUGCUCUUCUGCCUGCUGCAAAUGGGCCAGGCGAUCAAAUGCUGGGAUUGUCGCAGCGAUAACGACCCCAAAUGCGGGGACCCCUUCGACAACAGCACCCUGGCGAUCACCGACUGCCAGCAGGUGCCGGAUCUGGACCACCUGCAGGGCGUGCGGCCGACGAUGUGCCGCAAGAUCCGGCAAAAGGUGCACGGGGAGUGGCGCUACUUCCGCAGCUGCGCCUUCAUGGGCGAGCCGGGCAUCGAGGGCGACGAACGCUUCUGCCUGAUGCGAACUGGCAGCUACAACAUCUUCAUGGAGUUCUGCACGUGCAACAGCAAGGACGGCUGCAACUCUGCGGGCAUCCAUCGGCUUGGACUUAUGGGCGUCCUCUCUGGCACACUGCUCUCGGCAAUUGUGGCCCAUCUGCUGCGGCAAUAGGUGGAUACGCCAGCUCCAGUUGUAGCCAAUGCCACGCCUCAUCCGCCACAAGACUGUCCAGGAACAGGAAAACAUCCAAAACAGCAUUAUUCGCAAACAGUUUAGCAUGUUUGCUUGUGUGUUCGACUUAGAUAGAAACUGGAAAGGUGUAUAAUUGUAACCGAGAUAUGUACCUAAUAUUUGUAACAUUUGUAAACUACUUCCUUGAAAGCCGCUUAACUGGCGUACGGACAGUCUUGCGGAAAAUGAGCGAUGUGUAAUCAAGUGCCUUUCUUUAGACGACUCGAAUUGUAACUUAAGACUAAAAUAUUGUUUCCGUCCAAAAAGUAUCUUACGCAUAUGACAUUCCAUCUCGUGAACAGAAUCUUGUAAUACUUUCUAUUUUCUACAUGUAUUUUGUAAUGUUUUUACAAACGCCUAGAUUUAGUCGCCAAAUGUCUUACAAGUUUUUAUUGUAAUGCAAAGACAAAUAUGACAAUUUUGUAAUUGAAAUAAACGGUUAUACACCAGG
Molecule: messenger RNA, 1492 nt
Organism: Drosophila erecta
Lineage: Eukaryota; Metazoa; Arthropoda; Insecta; Diptera; Drosophilidae
Gene: crok
Exons: 2
Coding region: 526-981 (151 amino acids)
Biological process (GO): sleep; positive regulation of voltage-gated potassium channel activity; regulation of synaptic transmission, cholinergic
Source: RefSeq, a predicted model, not a curated record